AUGGCCAGCUCAUUGUCGUCGUCAUCCUCAUUGAAUGGAACAAACUCUCGGAACAAGAGUUCUUUUAUUAUUGGUACAUCAAUGCUCAUGUUAAUUGUAGUUUUAAUUAUUGUGAGCCUAUUAUCAUUGAGAACAGAGGCAGCCUCGUCUCCACCAGCAUAUAAACAACAAAAUCUCGAGAUGGAAUAUAACGUAAAAUCCAAAGUGAAUCCAAAUAACGCCCAAUACGCAUAUGCUACAUUGGUCAGUUCCGUGAGUUAUUUGAUGGGAGCUCUGGCCAUGUACAAGAGCAUUUUGGAUUUGGGAGGACAAUAUGAUUUGGUACUCAUUGUUACCGGUAAACGCAUGAACGACAUUGUUAAAAACAUUGAAGCAUACAGAAAAGAUCCAUUAUUGAGUAGAGUGCAUAUCUUUAUUGCUUCAUAUAUUGACAAUCCUAAUAUGAAGAUUCCUGAGCCUAGGUUUAUUGACACCUAUAACAAGCUACACCUUUGGAAACUUGAUCAAUAUGGUUAUAAGAGAAUUGUUUUCAUUGAUGCCGAUUGUAUCGUAUUCAAGAACGUUGACAUUCUCUUCAAUUGUGUGGGACCUGUUUGUUCCGGAAGUGAUAUGGGUAAUCCUGAAUUUUUCAAUGGAGGAAUGAUUGUUACUGAACCAAGUACAAAAGUCUACGAAGAUAUGAUUUCCAAGAUGGGAUCACCAGCAUACAAGAGCUAUGACGGAGGAGAACAAGGAUUUUUGAAUUUAUAUUUUGACUUCCCAUACAAAGCUAAGGGCUGGGAAUUGGAAAAAGAACUUGACGAGGCCAAAACAGAGGAAGAAAAAAAGGCCAUCAUGACAAAGUAUACAUCAGAUGACGCCAAAGGAGUUUGGAGAAUUCCCUACACUUGGAACACUGAAGUACCAAUUUAUUACUUUUUCAAAUAUGCUUGGCUCGUUAGAUUGAAGAGAAAGAUCAGAGUUAUCCACUUCAAUUUACCCAUUAAGCCUUGGGUUUUCCUAUCAUUCCCAGUUCUCGAUGGUAGUUACUUUUGGUACAAGUACGUGGUACAAAUUCCACAAUUCUCUAUUGUUCCUCUACCUCUUGUAGGUCUGCUCCUAGCUGAAGUAUUCUUUUUAAUUUUCUCAUUGACUCUUAGCAAGUCAGUAUUCCCACUUCUCCUUUCUGCGGUUCUCCCAGAAAAUUCUGGAUUGAUUGCAACGAUUCACUUUAAAUUGGUUCGAAUAUGGUCAAAUUUGAAAAAUAAGAAAGGAGCAAAGAGACCAAUUUCAUUUUAUGAAAGGGCUAAAAAGCAUGUACUGCUGACAAUUUGGCCAAUUGCUACUGUUGCCGUGACAGCGUUAUUCUCCUUUUUAAUUUAUUUCAAUUUAGUUGCCGAUGCCUCCUAUGACCCACAUGCUCAAUGGUUCUGUCUCUUUACCACUAUCACCAUUUUCAGCGUGAUAUUUUUGUCUUUCUAUCAACAGUUCGUGAGGGAGCAAACCAAACAAUGCAUUCAAACCAAUUUUGAACAGAGUCAAUUACUAAGCGUUUCUGAUGUUGCCACCCUCAACAAGAAAAUUAUUCCUUUCUUCUUUGCCUAUAAGUUGGCAGUAAUUAUUUUGCCAACAAUUGACUUUUUGGCAGUGUGUGCCAUUAUUUACCUGACCAGAGGUCUCUUCCUUCUCAACGUAGUUUUCAUGGUUACUUUUGCUUUUUCUCAUCUUGCAUUGGUGUGGUUUGUGCUGAAGAAUUUUGGAAAACAAACCAUCUAUUCUACCUUCAGAGAAAUGGUGAAAGUCCAAUAA
Messenger RNA from Naegleria lovaniensis, 1788 nucleotides. RefSeq lists its product as uncharacterized. Gene Ontology annotation, molecular function: glycosyltransferase activity. Bases 1 to 1788 code for a protein of 595 amino acids. Lineage: Eukaryota; Heterolobosea; Eutetramitea; Acrasida; Naegleriidae. The transcript has 2 exons. The record is from RefSeq and is a predicted model, not a curated record.